Messenger RNA from Penicilliopsis zonata CBS 506.65, 1076 nucleotides. RefSeq lists its product as hypothetical. NCBI's taxonomy places the organism in Eukaryota, Fungi, Ascomycota, Eurotiomycetes, Eurotiales, Aspergillaceae. Bases 9 to 791 code for a protein of 260 amino acids. The record is from RefSeq and is a predicted model, not a curated record. The transcript has a single exon.
CUAUCACCAUGAAAAUCACCCUUGCUCUGCUCUUCGCCCUGGCAGAGGCCAUCGAGGUCAUCCCUCCAGCCCGAGUCGCUCUCACCACCAUCACCGCCACCUCCGUCGACAUCGUCACCUCCACCGCAACCACCGCCGUCGCCGUCACCUCCUCCCUGCCCUCCUGCACCGUCGGGUCCGCCGAGCCCACCGCCGCCUCGUGUGUCCCCUCGCUCUGGUCGUCGGGCAGCCUCUUCUACUCGCAGCGGUGCUCCUCGAACUAUGUGGGCGACGGCAGUCUGCUGAGCGUCCUCCCAGAGGUCCCCUUCACCUCCUGCCGCGACCUCUGCAUCGCCUCGACCUCCUGUGCCGGCUUCAACUAUCUCGGCAUCAUCACCUACUGCGAGCUGACCUGGGGCACCGCCCUCACCUGGAACACGGCCGGUGCCUCGUACGACCAGGCCAUGUUGAAAUACACCACCAAUCCCUGCGAAAUCAUCACCUCGUCCACCGAGACUGUCGUUGAUACCUUUACCACUACUUAUACCACCGUCUAUGUCGAGACUAUCUCUACCUCAGCCAUCUCUAGCUCAGCUAUCUCUAGCUCAGCCAUCUCUAGCUCAGCCAUCUCUAGCUCAACCAUCUCUAGCUCUUCAGCUAUCUCUACCUCUGCAGCCAUCUCUUCUAGUUCAGCUACUGCCAGUUCAGCAGUAUCCUCAGCCAAUCAUACCAUGACAGACACCGUGGUUGUCUACAGCCUGACCUCAACGAUUUACACCACAGAUAUAUCCACAGUCUAUGACUGCGAGUAAUUAUAUAGACUUUCAAUUAUGUCAAACUAGAAGCUGCUUGGAAUACUUUUCGUAUAGAUCGGGAUACCAUCUCUUGCCUACAUCCGGAUGACUCAAGAUGCGAUUGCGAAGAUGCGCCUCGCCAAACUGACCCAUUAGUAGAAGAACAGAUAUAAGAGAGAAUACUUACACAUUGGUAUAACGGCGAGAGAAACUCGCUCGGCACAUCCACCGCAUUCUUCUUCUCAUUGUCGGCCGCCGGGAUGCGCUCGACGAUAUGGCUCGCCGACGCCUUCAAUUCAUCCA